AUGCCAGAAGCAAGAAGCAGCAUCAAGAUCGAUCGAGCGCACAGAGUUGGUAGGAAACGCGAUGGCCGCAGAAAACCGAGAGCCAUAGUUGCAAAAUUUAAUUUUUUCCCCGAUCGGGAGAAAAUUCUCUUCAAUGCGAAAAAAUUAAGGGGAACAAAGAUCGGUAUCUCCGAACAGUUUCCUGAAGAGAUUGAAAAAGUGCGUCAAACCCUCUACCCUGAAAUGAGGAGAGCAAAGCGGCAAAGCAGAGAGUGCGUUUGGUUCGUGGUAAACUUUAUAUUAACAAUGUGGAGUUUAUUCCCCAUAAUAACUAAAGAAAUUAUCGCUCAAUUAUAUUUAGUACGCAUUUUAUUAUCUAAUUGA
Molecule: messenger RNA, 363 nt
Organism: Paramuricea clavata
Lineage: Eukaryota; Metazoa; Cnidaria; Anthozoa; Malacalcyonacea; Plexauridae
Source: the annotation of a GenBank genome assembly